Messenger RNA from Aphidius gifuensis, 762 nucleotides. It is a transcript of the gene awd, whose product is annotated as nucleoside diphosphate kinase-like. The record is from RefSeq and is a predicted model, not a curated record. The transcript is spliced from 3 exons. Bases 123 to 593 code for a protein of 156 amino acids. Gene Ontology annotation, molecular function: nucleoside diphosphate kinase activity. Lineage: Eukaryota; Metazoa; Arthropoda; Insecta; Hymenoptera; Braconidae. Gene Ontology annotation, biological process: CTP biosynthetic process; GTP biosynthetic process; UTP biosynthetic process.
GACGCCUGGAUGAUAGCAUCAUCAAAAACUAACUUCCUCUAAAAUUUUAAUACAUCAAAAACCGGCAGACCACUAUUCAGUUUGUUGAAACUUAAAUUAAUAUAACAAAAAAAAUCAUUAAAAUGGCUGAAAACAAAGAAAGAACUUUCAUCAUGAUCAAACCCGAUGGUGUCCAACGUGGACUUGUUGGUAAAAUCAUCCAAAGAUUUGAAGAAAAAGGCUUCAAACUCGUUGCCAUGAAGAUGGUCUGGGCAUCUGAGGAUCUCUUGAAGGAACAUUAUGCUGAUUUAUCAAAACGUCCAUUCUUCCCAAGUCUUGUUAAAUACAUGAGCUCUGGACCAGUUGUUCCAAUGGUCUGGGAAGGUCUUAAUGCUGUCAAGACUGGUCGUGUUAUGUUGGGUGAAACAAACCCAAAGGAUUCAGCACCAGGUACAAUUCGUGGUGAUUAUUGUGUCCAAGUUGGUCGUAAUAUCAUUCAUGGUUCUGAUGCUGUUGAAUCAGCAGAGAAAGAAAUUAAAUUGUGGUUUGGAGAUGAAAAGAAAUCUGAAGUUGUUGACUGGUCUGCAUGGGCAGAAAAAUGGAUCUAUGAAUAAUUUAAUUGUUCCAAAUCAAUAAACUUCCAUAAAAUGUUUUUUUUUUUCUCUUAUGACUUGUGAGUCAUCAGUCAUGAGAGAUUAAUAUGAUAUAAAAAUAAAAUCAUUGUUUUGUUUCAUUAUUUUUUUAAUGUAACAUGAUCUAUGUUAUUCAUGACAAAUAAAUAAU